This is a messenger RNA of Anneissia japonica, 4124 nucleotides long. RefSeq lists its product as uncharacterized. NCBI's taxonomy places the organism in Eukaryota, Metazoa, Echinodermata, Crinoidea, Comatulida, Comatulidae. Gene Ontology annotation, biological process: G protein-coupled receptor signaling pathway. The transcript is spliced from 21 exons. Bases 75 to 4124 code for a protein of 1349 amino acids. Gene Ontology annotation, molecular function: G protein-coupled receptor activity. The record is from RefSeq and is a predicted model, not a curated record. Gene Ontology annotation, cellular component: membrane.
GUUUAUUGUCAAGUUGGCACUGUACUUGACGUCCAUAUAGGGAAUCGUUGACACCAUAGUCGCUUUAACUGAUAAUGAGCAUGGCCAAGAGUAUAUGUUUGCCGCUCUUGGUAUUUCUAUUAACGAUUUUUGCGGCUCAAGCUCAAACUGUUUCAGUUAUUAUUACGAAUAUUACUGCAAACGUCGUUUCUGGAGAUCCACUUAUUGAGCAUGUGAAUGCUCACCCCGUUAUUGCUGAGUUCACGAUUGGCACUACAGAAAGAAGUGAUCGCCUAACUGGAUCAAAUCUUUGGAAUUUGACCUUCUUCAUAGCCGAUUCAAGUGAAACUGCUGUGGCUGGGACGGAGGUCACUGCUACCUUAAGUAAUGCCAGUGUUGCAAUUUCUCCAGGAGAUACUUUUACACUGGAAGGAAGAGCAAAUUUAAACCUGGAUAGUAAAGAUUGUUCACUGCUUCCUAAAUUCUGUGCGACAUUAUCUGCUAAUCCGUCGGCAUCACCUGGUUUUACUCUUACACCGGACACAGGUUAUUCAACUACGAAAUGCAUCGAUAUGAGUUGUGAAGGUGUGGUUAUUACAAAUGUACUGCCUGCACAAACAGAAGACAGAUCCUUGAUCCAAGGUACAGACAACAUUGCCGUAAAUUUGACUGUUACCUUGUCAUCUGUGAGUGCAAGUUUUCAAGAUGUGUAUAAGAGAUCUGCUUUCCUUAAUUCAAAAGUUAAUGGAACAGGAACAAGACUACUAUACGCUGCUGUCGAUAUGUUGGAUUCAGCCGACUAUGGUAUUCAAAGAAAUGGAUUUGCAUUUUGGCCGAAGAUACAAGCAGACUUUGAUCUUACUGAUGUUAGCUGUACUGAUUUUGAUUAUGUUUGUGUGGAAGUACAAAAAAACAAUAACUCUGUUCCUGCCUUUACGCUCAGCUUUUUACCAAGUACAGCUGAUGUUGGCUGUAUUGAAAUAGAAUGCACUGGGCUUAAAAUUCUCAAUGGUGCAACUUUGACUGUUAAUGCUGUUUUCUUAGAAGAUCGAUCAACAACAGUUGAAUUUGAUGUUAGUUAUCCUACUGGUAUUGCUGGAGUUACUGGUAGCAAUCUUUGGGAAGUCAAUGUGUAUGCAAGUGCUAAUGCAGAUGGAAAUGGUACAAGGAUUAGUUAUGAGCAAGUACCUUUAUCAAGUGAGUUUAAAUUCCUCCCCUGCAAUAAUACUGCAAAUGCUGGAAUGGACAUAACAAAUGUUGGGGACUCGCUCGAUUUAUUCGGCCUAAGUGUAACCAUGGACUUCAGUGGUCACUAUUGUGCAGAUGGCAACAUAACGUAUUUGUGUGCAGUGCUGUCAAAAUCUGCAUCUGCUAUCCCUGAUUUUGAAAUCUUAUUACAGAAUAACAUAGUUUGUCAAACAGCACCUUGUACAGGUGUUGUCAUUGAUGGUGGUACUGGAAUUUUAGAUAGUGACAAUGAGAUCAAGGAGCAUUCACCAACUAAUGUUACAUUUGGUUUUGAGAUCGAAUCCAGUGCCUCAAGUGCAGUUCUGAGCGGAACAGACCUGUGGCAAUUCAAUGUGUUUGUCAGUGCAAAUCAGGAUGGCUCAGGAGAGCACUAUGGAGAAACUUUCGCUUCUCUAUCAGACGAACAGAAGAGCACCGCGAUAUCUACAGCUGGCUCAACAUUGGAGUUCACAGGUAUUGCGGCAUCAUUGGACUUGGCUGAUCUGAAGUGUUUUGAUGAUCCUAAUACCUUUUACUACCUUUGUGUUGAGUUCAUGCGGGAUCCUGCAAGUACCCCAACAUUUAGUAUGACAACAGUUUCUGGAAAUCCUCUGACACCCUACUGUGCCGUUGCAAAUUGCCGUGGUCCUGCAAAGUUCUCAGUCAAACCCAUUUCAAUAAAAGCUAAACUUUAUGAUGCAGUUAACCUUACUUGUGAUGUGUCUUAUUCAAAUGACUGGCAGUGGUAUAAAGAUGAUGUCCCACUUUCAUAUACGAACAAAAAAUAUCUUGUAACAGUUACAGCAACAAUUGAAAAUCAAGGUUACUAUUCUUGUAGUGGAUUUGGAGCAGGACCUUACACUAGUGCACUAUUUGAAUCAAACAUGGUUCUGUUAGUUAUAAAAGAUAUUUAUAUAUUUCCUGCGUCUUUGACAUUUAAUCGUGACUUUCAAGAAGAUCUUAAUGAUCCAUCAUCGACAGCUUUCAAAAAUCAGUCAUCUGAUAUUACUGAUUUUUUCAGCAGCAGUCUGUCAUUAAAUGAUGAGAUAAUAAUACAAGUACGUAGCUUCUCUCCUGGUAGUAUAAUUGCUUAUGUCAAUUUCAACGUGCUAAACACAAACAUUUCUUAUGAUGAAUUUUUGGAAAUUCUAACCCAAGAAGUAAUCAGAAUCGGGGAAAACUCAGAUGGAUAUUUGUUUCCUGAUAGCAUCGUGAUAAGCAGCACAGAAAUGUGUUACAAAGAAAACUAUGAUGGCUACACAUUCCCUGAUGCAAGAGUUGGAGAGACUGUAGAUUCAGAAGAAUUUUGUGAUGUGCAUUAUCUCCUUCCUCGCGCUACACGAACUUGUGAUGGCGAUGGAUUUAGUGCAGCCAAAUGGAACAUUCCCGUAAUGACGGACUGCGGAAAUGAUGUUACAACAGAACAACAGUUAGAACGUCUAAAUAUGAUAAAUGUCACCAUAGAUAAUGUUGAAGAUGUGAGCAACAAUGUACAAGACAUUACAAGUAAUACUGAAGGAAUUACUGUGGAAGCUUUAGAAUAUACCGCUGAAAUAUUGACAGAUAUACUCCAAACAAAUUCGAAUUCUUCUGAGGUAACUGAGUCUAUUGUUAUGGUAGUCGAAAACCUGUUCAGUGUCGAUGAGAAUAUUUUAAUACAAAGUCAAAUGGAGAACCAGGCACCUACUAGGAUUGUUGAGGUUCUUGAAGGUCAGUUGAGUAAUGUAGAACUAAAUGACGAAGGCAUUUAUGAAGAAAUGGCCCCCAAUCUUGCAGUUCAGGCUCAGAGGUUUGAUGUCAAUCAGUUCAGUCAAGAGGAUAUCACUUACCUUAGUUAUAUAUCAGAAUCUGAUGAGAACGGAGUAGGUAAUAUUGAAGUACUUGAGGAUCGAGAGGAAAUACCCAAUGCUGCCAAUGUGUCAAUUGCUUUACCAGUCAGCAUAUUUGAUGUCGUCAAGAAAAAUAAUAUGACAGAUUUCAGGAUUGUAGUGGUUGUCUACAGCGGCAGUAAAUUGUUCCAAUCAGCUCUCUUUGUUAACAACAGCCUAAGUCGCAGACCAAAUAGUCAAGUUAUAUCUCUUUCAGUGCCUGGAUUAGACCGUGUGGAAUUGCAGGAACCAGUUGUUACUACAUUUAUUCCUCUUAAAAUCAAUGACAGUAUCAUAAAUACAAUGUGUGUAUUUUGGGACUUUGAACUUGACGGAGCUGGUGGAUGGUCAAGUGAGGGCUGCACGUUUGUAAAUGAAUCUGCGGAUGGGAGACAUAGACAAUAUUGCGAGUGUUCCCAUCUAACAAACUUUGCUAUACUUAUGGAUUUUAAGAGGGUUGAUCCUCUCUCACCACCAGCUACAAUUGUGACUACAGUUGGUUUAAGCAUAUCAAUCAUAUGUCUUUGCCUAACAGUUCUUACUUUAGUAACCAACAGUUGUUUCCUAACCCUCAAGCGUAUGUAUUACGCUGUUGCAAUUCCUGUUGCUCUACCCUUACUUUUCAACACCUUAAUAUUCAUUAUGGUUUUACAUAGUUUAAGCCUACGUGGGACAAAAACAAAUGAUUCUACACUAAAAAAGCAGAAAAACAGAAACAAUGGGAUGAAAAUGUUACAGAAUGGAGUGAGCAUUACGUUGGUGUUGGGUUUAACAUGGAUUAUCGGCUUCUUCGCUAUUGCAAGCGGUAUACACUUAAUUAAUGAGGAGCUGAAAAGGGGGCUGGUCUCCGAUUGCAAAAGCAGACACUCCUUUGGCAAAAUGCUGGGCUCCAGUAGUUUCCAUUAUUGGCAAAUCCCUGGCUCCGCUACCGUGCGCUGCAAAGACAGUGACGGAAUAGGAAAAAGGCGAUGUCCCAACGUAUUUGUCAGAUGGCAUGAGAAAGCUCCUCCAAGAAAUAUAUGUUCAGGAAUCCGGGUUCAAUGCCCAUAA